GGUUGUGUGUUUCAGCUGCGACCGCAACUGCUCGCUACCUUUCGGUCCGCUACACCUGCCGCGCCCGCCCGGGGUCUCUGGUCCGCGCGCCCACAGCCAUGGGCACCCGCGGGUCCCCAGUCCUCCGGGCGAGGCUCCCUCCGCCGCCGCUGCUGCCGCUGCUGCUGCUGCUGCCGGUGGCCAGUGCCUCAGACGCUGAGCACCGUCUGUUUGAGCGGCUGUUUGAAGGUUACAACGAGAUCAUCCGACCUGUGGCCAAUGUGUCUGAUCCUGUCAUCAUCCAGUUUGAAGUAUCCAUGUCUCAACUGGUGAAGGUGGAUGAAGUAAACCAGAUCAUGGAGACGAACUUGUGGCUCAAGCAAAUCUGGAACGACUACAAGCUGAAGUGGAACCCUUCUGACUACGAUGGGGCUGAGUUCAUGCGUGUUCCUGCGCAGAAGAUCUGGAAGCCAGACAUUGUGCUCUACAACAAUGCAGUUGGAGACUUCCAGGUGGAUGACAAGACCAAAGCUUUACUCAAGUACACAGGGGAAGUGACUUGGAUUCCUCCAGCCAUUUUUAAGAGCUCAUGCAAAAUCGAUGUGACUUAUUUCCCAUUUGACUAUCAAAACUGCACCAUGAAGUUUGGCUCCUGGUCCUAUGACAAGGCAAAAAUUGAUCUGGUCUUGAUAGGCUCCUCCAUGAACCUCAAGGAUUACUGGGAGAGUGGUGAGUGGGCCAUCAUCAAAGCCCCUGGCUACAAACACGAUAUCAAAUACAACUGCUGUGAGGAGAUCUACACCGACAUCACAUACUCGCUGUACAUCCGGCGUCUGCCCUUGUUCUACACCAUCAACCUCAUCAUCCCCUGCCUGCUCAUCUCCUUCUUGACUGUGCUGGUUUUCUACCUGCCCUCAGACUGUGGUGAGAAAGUGACCCUCUGCAUCUCGGUUCUCCUCUCCCUGACUGUGUUCCUCCUGGUGAUCACUGAGACCAUCCCGUCCACCUCGUUCGUGAUUCCCCUAAUCGGUGAGUACCUCCUAUUCACCAUGAUUUUUGUAACCUUGUCCAUAGUCAUCACUGUCUUUGUGCUCAACGUGCACUACCGAACCCCGACCACACACACGAUGCCCAUGUGGGUGAAGACAGUGUUCUUGAGCUUGCUUCCCAGGGUUAUGUUCAUGACCAGGCCAGCCAAUAACGAGGGCUGCACUCAGAAGCCGAGACCCCUCUACAGCUCUGAGCUCUCCAAUCUGAAUUGCUUCAGCCGCACAGAGACCAAAGCCUGCAAGGCAGGCUAUCCAUGCCAGGAUGGGAUGUGUGGCUACUGCCACCACCGCAGAAUAAAAAUCUCAAAUUUCAGUGCCAAUCUCACAAGAAGUUCCAGUUCAGAAUCUGUGGAUGCUGCUGUGCUGUCCCUCUCUGCUUUGUCACCAGAAAUCAAAGAAGCUAUCCAGAGUGUCAAGUAUAUUGCUGAAAACAUGAAAGCACAAGAUGAAGCCAAAGAGAUUCAAGACGACUGGAAAUAUGUUGCCAUGGUUAUUGAUCGUAUUUUUCUGUGGGUUUUCAUCCUGGUGUGCAUUUUGGGGACAACAGGACUGUUUCUGCAACCUUUAAUGGCCAGAGAUGAUGCAUAAGCACUUAAUGAAAUCACUACCACACCUGAUGUCAUGAAGAUCAUCAAGUUUGGGGCGCUUUUUUUUUGCAUUUUAAGGUUUACUUAUUUUCCAGCUGUUUGAUUUCUGUCAAAAUAGAUUCAUGCAAGAAAAUUUCAAGAGUGUUUAUCAUGGAUAAAUGAACAUUUAACUAGCCUUUUUGGUAAGGUGAAAACAGACAAAAAAUAAUUUUUCUAUUGUGAUUAGUGUUAUGAAAAGCAGUAUGUAAAAAUGGGCUAAAUAUGAAAACUGUUUCUUGUUUUUCAGUGAUUGAAUAGCUGGAUAGAAAAACUUGCUUCUCAGAAAUGUGAACAUCCCUUUGGUUCAGUAUCACAACAUUUUUCCCAACAGGUUUUCAUAUUUAGUCAAAAAUUUCCUUGAAGCUAUAUUAUAUUUCUGCAAUACUUCAUUACCACCAUUUUUCCAUGUAAUUCUUGUUCUUUACCAUUUUUUUUCAAGAGUCUAUAGACCCAUGCCUAUUUCGCAAAUAUUUAUUUCACAUAAUUCUAAAUUAUUAUACAAUCAGAAAUUAUGCCUAAUCACAUACUGAUUUCUCAUGAACCUCUAGAAUAAGGUUUCUCAAGCUUAGCACUACUAGCAUUUUGGUCUGGAUUGAUAAUUAUGUGUUGGGGGAAUUUUGAAACACUGGCCUCUACCCACUGUAUACCGACAGCACUGUCAAUAUGAAAAGCAAGAAUGUCUCUAAAAAUUGUUAAAUGUUCCCCAAGGAAUGAAACAGUCCCUUGUUGAGAACCAGUGCUUUAGGAAAUUUUUCAAGAAGAGAGUGUCCCAUACUACACCGCUGAGUCUGAAUAACCACUGGCAAGGGGCAAUUCAGAGAGACUGUUUUAAUCUUCUCAUUAUUUUUCCUAUGCAAAAAUAAAGCUAAUAAAAUUGCAGCACACUUUAAGUCAUGUUUCAUUAAGUCAAAAGAAAGAUUUAAAUAAAAAUUAUUCACAUAUAAAAAGUUUAGCAGUAAUGGAGAUAUAAGAAGGAUGGGGGAAUAUAUACAUGCUAAA
This is a messenger RNA of Condylura cristata (star-nosed mole), 2653 nucleotides long. RefSeq names its product cholinergic receptor, nicotinic, alpha 3 (neuronal) (gene CHRNA3). The record is from RefSeq and is a predicted model, not a curated record. Lineage: Eukaryota; Metazoa; Chordata; Mammalia; Eulipotyphla; Talpidae. The coding region runs from base 99 to 1616 and encodes 505 amino acids. Gene Ontology annotation, molecular function: acetylcholine-gated monoatomic cation-selective channel activity; transmembrane signaling receptor activity. The transcript is spliced from 7 exons. Gene Ontology annotation, biological process: monoatomic ion transmembrane transport; signal transduction; chemical synaptic transmission. Gene Ontology annotation, cellular component: synapse; neuron projection; postsynaptic membrane.